Messenger RNA from Phytophthora sojae, 396 nucleotides. RefSeq lists its product as hypothetical. Gene Ontology annotation, molecular function: heme binding. Lineage: Eukaryota; Oomycota; Peronosporomycetes; Peronosporales; Peronosporaceae. The annotation marks the transcript as partial. Gene Ontology annotation, cellular component: membrane; intracellular membrane-bounded organelle. The record is from RefSeq and is a predicted model, not a curated record. The transcript has a single exon.
AAGGAGUUCACGCUGGAGGACGUGGCCCCGCACAACACGGCGGAGGACUGCUGGAUGGUCAUCCGCGACGAGGGCAUCCGCAAGGUGUACGACGUGACGGCCUUCCUGGACGACCACCCGGGCGGCCCGGAGAUCAUGGUGGACGUGGCCGGCCAGGACGCCACCGACGAGUUCGAGGACAUCGGCCACUCGAACGACGCGCGUGCGCAGCUCAAGCAGUACGAGAUCGGCAAGAUCAAGGGCGACGUCAAGCAGGAGAAGCCCGCCAAGGCCGCGGCCGCCGGCGGCUCCAAGACCUCGGCCAGCGGCCGACAGGACAUCAGCGGCCAGAACGGCCCCCUGUACGCCGUGCUGGCGGCCGUGGUGGCCUUCGCCGCGCUCUACUUCAAGUACCAG